This is a messenger RNA of Talaromyces proteolyticus, 1211 nucleotides long. Its product is annotated as putative caffeine-induced death protein Cid2. The transcript is spliced from 2 exons. Bases 236 to 832 code for a protein of 198 amino acids. The record is from RefSeq and is a predicted model, not a curated record. NCBI's taxonomy places the organism in Eukaryota, Fungi, Ascomycota, Eurotiomycetes, Eurotiales, Trichocomaceae. Gene Ontology annotation, cellular component: mitochondrion; mitochondrial intermembrane space.
CGUAUCACCAGCUCUUCAUCUCAGGCAGCUGCAAUCUGGAAUACGCCCAGUCUCCUGGAUACAUGCAAAUAACAAGUGUUUAACUGACCUCAUUUUCGAAUCACUUCAGGAUCUCGCCCGAAAAGUAUAGAUUCAUUAUAGACGUGGCAAGUGCAGAACAUUCAAACUGGAGUGGUUUUGGGCGCAACGUUCGAACUCGAGCCAAGCGGAGAAAGAGGUAGAGAUACCUCAAAAGAUGUCAAAACCACUACCAGUGGACUCAACGUCUCUGACUCCGCAGUUCUGCUUCAAUGAACGUGUUUUGCGAGAUUUCCUUCGCCUAUCACGAACAACCAUCGAUGAUUCGAUAACACAAAACCUGAAUGCCUUGCUGAAACCCGCCGGUGAAGGAUUCGAUCCUUCAUCAACCCACGUUCGACAGCUCGACGCAACAAGUAAACGGAAACUUUCCAACAAGGCGUGCGACUCAUUCAAAGACGAUGUUCUGUUUCCGGCAUGGCAAACAAGAUCAGAUAUUCUCAAUUUCUGUGCCGCAGUGGCGACAAGCCCAGAUCCUGAGGACCCAGAUCUCAUCUCGAGACAAGUGGAGUCUGCAAAAGAACAUGAACGCGUUGUGAAUGAGCGUCUAGAUCCAUAUUCCAGUCGAUAUUUCCCCCGCGAAGCCCGUACAGAAUCUCUUGCGAGCCUUGUUCGAAAUGAAAGAUCCGUGGAGCAAAUCAUUCGAGCGAGGACCUGGGGCGUUGUGGCUGAAAGAUGCGGUACAACUAGAUCGUGGGAGGAUGCGCUUGAUCUUUGGCAGGAGCAGAGACGUAUAAAGUCCGAUUCGUCUUGAAGCUUAUCCGGGAUGAUAAACUUCGAUGUGGAUUUACUGGAGAGCAACGGAAUGGUCUCUUUUCUAUGCAUGUAUAAAAUGCAUCACGUGGCGUCAUCUUGCAAAUAAUAGCAUUAAGGCUGGGUUUGACUAAUGUACACAAAUCUCUUCUUGUAUAAAACAAAAACGGAACUUUAAUAGAACUCUUCUUGUCACAAAAAGCGGCUGUUUAUGAAGUGCAUGCUAGCCAUGAAAAUUGAUUCAAAGUCCACACAUGAUGGAGCUAAUGCUCAAAUGAGGUUGAAAUUAGGCAUGAUUGUUCAUUUAUGCCAGUUCAAUGAACCAUAAGUUUAUUAGAUCCAAAGCAGUUGUGUGAGUAGUACUUCUUUAAUAAUGCCAA